AUGGGCGCCAUUCCCUCUUUCGAUGAACUGCCCUCCGUGCCAGGACAUCCUCAGAGCAAGUGCUCCUGGGGCAUUUUCGACGAGAAUGGUCAAAAAGACCUCUACGGAACGUUGAACUUCAUCACGCCAGACGUCGUGAAAACCGCUGCCACUGAGAUCCAUCAGGGUCUCUCUGUCUCCCUCAACUGGUCGCUAGGGGGUAUCAAGAGUAAGGGACACUUUCGCAAACAUCUUUCCCGUCGCGUGGUCAGACUGGACGAUCCCGCAACUGGGCAAGGCUUUGGAUUUGAUGAUGAGGUGGAUUUCAACACCCAAGGAAGUAGCCAGUGGGACAGUCUUUGCCACUUCCAGCACCUCCCCUCCGGUCUAUCCUACAAUGGGUUCAAACCGACGGUCGAAGCCCUCGAAGCAAACAACGGCCUCCCAACCCUAGAUCACUGGCACGCCCGCGGUGGUCUCACCGGCCGAGGCGUCCUGAUUGACUUCACAUCCUACGCCGCCGCAAAAGGAAUCCAAUACUCCCCCUUCUCCGGUUUCCGCAUCAGCGCCGCAGACAUCGAAGCAGUCGCAGCCCACCAAGGCACCACCUUCGAAAAGGGCGAUAUCCUGAUCAUCCGAUUCGGGGUAACAGAGGCACUGGGACAAAUGAGCGGGGACGAGCAAUCAGCCGCCAUGGCGCCAGUGCGAUGCUGUGGAAUCGAAGGAACCGAAGAUAUGGCACGUUGGCUCUGGACCAGACAAUUCGCUGCCGUCGCGUGUGAUAAUGUAGCCGUGGAGGCUAUGCCCCCGAUUGUGGAUGGGGUAGAGCGACCGCCCACCGAGCUUGUGCUGCACCAAUGGUGUCUUGGUUUGCUUGGAAUGCCGCUCGGGGAGCUGUGGGACCUGAAGGCCCUGGCUGAGGAGUGUAAGAAGGCUGGGAGGUAUAGCUUUUUCUUGACCUCGGCGCCGCUGAAUGUGCCUGGUGCUGUUGGAAGUCCGCCGAAUGCGCUGGCUAUUUUGUAA
Molecule: messenger RNA, 1002 nt
Organism: Aspergillus pseudonomiae
Lineage: Eukaryota; Fungi; Ascomycota; Eurotiomycetes; Eurotiales; Aspergillaceae
Exons: 6
Coding region: 1-1002 (333 amino acids)
Molecular function (GO): arylformamidase activity
Source: RefSeq, a predicted model, not a curated record